Molecule: messenger RNA, 1749 nt
Organism: Acanthosepion pharaonis
Lineage: Eukaryota; Metazoa; Mollusca; Cephalopoda; Sepiida; Sepiidae
Source: the annotation of a GenBank genome assembly
AUGUAUAUUCGUUUCUCACGCUCAAUCCUAUGCUCAAUUAACUGCUUUGUGCAUACGUCUGUUUAUCUGUCUGUUGAGGAGGGGGGAAGUGUCUUACCCGACAAACUAAAAGCAGAUCUUGUACAUAAAGAGACUUGCGGGUUGCGACGUGCUUUCAAACUAAUCAGUCUAUUCGCAAUGAUAACUCUGACGAAUCGAUUAAGAGUCCUCUGUUCAUUAUCUAUCUAUCUAUCUAUCUAUCCAUCUCAGUCUGUUCUAUUUAUCUAUCUAUCUAUCUGUUCUAUCUAUCCAUCUCAGUCUGUUCAUAUCUAUUCUAUCUAUCUAUCUGUCUGUCACCUAUCUGUAUCGUAUCUAUCUCAGUCUGUUCAUAUCUCAAUCUAUAUAUCUAUAUCAGUCUGUUCAUUUAUCUAUCUAGGCUGUUCAUAUCAUCUAUCUAUCCAUCUAUCUGUCUGUUCGUAUCUAUCUAUCUAUCUAUCUAUCUAUCUCAGUCUGUUCAUAUAUCUCAAUCUAUAUAUCUAUAUCAAUCUGUUCAUAUCUAUCUAUCUAUCUAUCUAUCUAUCUAUCUAUCUAUCUAUCUACCUAUCUAUCUCAGUCUGUUCAUAUCUCUCAAUCUAUAUAUCUAUAUCAGUCUGUUCAUAUUUAUCUAUCUCAGGCUGUUCAUAUCUAUCUAUCUAUCCAUCUAUCUCACUCUGUUCGUAUCUAUCUAUCUAUCUAUCUAUCUAUCUCAGUCUGUUCAUAUAUCUCAAUCUAUAUAUCUAUAUCAAUCUGUUCAUAUCUAUCUAUCUAUCUAUCUAUCUAUCUAUCUAUCUAUCUAUCUAUCUCACUCUGUUCGUAUCUAUCUAUCUAUCUAUCUAUCUAUCUAUCUAUGUCGGUCUGUUCAUUAUCUAUCUAUCUAUCUAUCUAUCUAUCUAUCUAUCUAUCUAUCUAUCUGUUCAUAUCUCUCAAUCUAUAUAUCUAUAUCAGUCUGUUCAUAUUUAUCAUUUAUCUAUCUCAGGCUGUUCAUAUCUAUCUAUCUAUCCAUCUAUCUAUCUAUCUAUCUAUGUGUCUGUCUGUCUAUCUAUCUGUCUGUCUAUCUAUCUAUCUACCUAUCUAUCUCAGUCUGUUCAUAUCUCUCAAUCUAUAUAUAUAUAUCAGUCUGUUCAUAUUUAUCUAUCUCAGGCUGUUCAUAUCUAUCUAUCUAUCCAGUCUGUUCGUAUUUAUCUAUCUAUCUAUCUAUCUAUCUAUCUCAGUCUGUUCAUAUUCAAUCUAUAUAUCUAUAUCAAUCUGUUCUAUCUAUCUAUCUAUAUCUAUCUAUCUACCUAUCUCAGUCUGUUCAUAUCUCUCAAUCUAUAUAUCUAUAUCAGUCUGUUCAUAUUUAUCUAUCUCAGGCUGUUCAUAUCAUCUAUCUAUCCAUCUAUCUAUCUAUCUAUCUAUCUAUCUAUCUGUCUGUCUGUCUGUCUAUCUAUCUAUCUACCUAUCUAUCUCAGUCUGUUCAUAUCUCUCAAUCUAUAUAUCUAUAUCAGUCUGUUCAUAUUUAUCUAUUUAUCUAUCUCAGGCUGUUCAUAUCUAUCUAUCUAUCCAUCUAUCUCACUCUGUUCGUAUCUAUCUAUCUAUGUGUCUGUCUGUCUGUCUAUCUAUCUAUCUGUCUGUCUAUCUAUCUAUCUACCUAUCUAUCUCAGUCUGUUCAUAUCUCUCAAUCUAUAUAUAUAUAUCAGUCUGUUCAUAUUUAUCUAUCUCAGGCUGUUCAUAUCUAUGUAUCUAUCUAUCUAA